AUGACGUUUGUUAAAGGUUCAGAAACACUCAUUGCUUCAUUCGAUACUGAAUAUAACACGAAUUAUACUGCAUCAACUGAAUCCCGUGAUAACAAUGAAACUCUUGUCCUGAACACAUUAAAAUCAACUGAAUCCCAUAAUAACCAUGAAACUCUUAUCCUGAGCACAUUAAAAUCAACUGAGUCCCAUAAUAACAACGAAACUCUUGUCCUGACAACAUUACAAUCAACUGAAUCCCGUAAUAACAAUGAAACUCUUGUCCUGAGUACAUUACAAUCAACUACUAUUGCCUUGACAAACAAUAAUGAAACACAUGAAUCAUUAGGUCAAACUACAACUGACAUUCCUUACUCAACUGUUAAACAACUCGAAUCUGAUACAGAAACGAAGUCUCCUGAUUCAAAUGAGACUUUAGUUGAUAUGCAUCAGUUAGUUAAUCAAGAGUCAACAUCUAAUGACACAGAAUUUACAGAUAUUAACAAGUGGAUCGAACAUGCAUAUGCAUCUGAUCUGAAGCUGAUAGACGCAUUGAUAUUUGAUUGGAUGAAAUCAGGUCAUGAUGAAAUUACUGAUGAAUUCCAUUUCCGUGACAUGGCUUUUGAAACUUGUUGUCAAACAGCGGAAAAACAGAAUGAAACACUGAUAACAGCAUAUAUCGAGAACUAUGGCAUACCAGACGAGCAAGAGAAAAUAAUUGAUAGUUGUGCUAAAGAAUUAACUGGACUUGAUGAUACAGCAUGUGAAGUUGAUAGAGAUUAUUCAAAUAAAGCUCGUAAUAAAAAAACUGAGAAAUAUAAAAAUGCAUCAUUAUUGAGAAAGAUCAAUUAUCAGAUCGAACACAAAAUUUAUCCAAGCAAUAUUGUUACUAAUUAUUAUUGGACAACAUAUAAUACAUGUCACUCAGCAUUUUUUAUAUUAUGGAAACCAUUUGCACUUGAUAAAUGUGAAAGAGAUUAUCGUAAAAAAUUAUUAUCCGAAAAGCCUAUAAAUUUCGAAAAGUAUUAUAAAUUUCAUGAAGAAAUAAGAAAAUAUAAGAUUCUUAAUUCCCAUCCAAUGGUUUUAUAUUAUGGAAAACGUGCACAUACUUAUCGAGUUUGUUGCGGAAGAAUGGAAACAGAUGAACUAUUUGAUCAAUAUCUGUUGUAUUAUAGUACCGAUUUUGUGAAGAUGGAUAAAUUAUUACGUGCAUGUCUUCUCAAACAGAGUAAAUCGAGUUUAGAAGCUGGUGUUGUUUAUAGUGGAGAUUGUCAAGUAGCUUAUAAUGAACUUAGUGAAGUUAUAAAAAAACGUCAAAGCUUUCUUAAAAAAAGUUACAAUCAAGCAGAAAAUAUUGUUAAAAUUUUUCAAGAAGCUAUUACAUUAAAAUUGAGCGAAGCAACAAUAAUAAAAUCAAUGGGAAUAGUUGUCAAUCAAUAUUGUCCUGAUCAACAUGUAUUAGAAUUAUUAUUUGAUAUAGAUAAACUUAUUCAUUGUGAAGAACUUGCACGUAUAGCUAUAGCACAAAAUGGUUCCAACAAUUAUUAUAAAUAUCAGAACUCGAUCAGUAAUCCAUUUAUUGAUAUAGUAAUUGAAGAUUUCAAAGGUCUAGAACAAGCUCUAACUAAAAUUGUAUCCCUACCCGAAACAAAAUCAAUUCAAAAAAGAUCUCUAGAUACACAUCUAAAUAGCGGCGACACAUCUAAAGUUAUUGAUGAUACAUCCAGCGAUACGUCUGAAUAUAGCGACGAAGCACACUCGAAUCCUACUUCUACAUCCAAGAACACAAAUCUAAAUGGCGCCGUCACAUAUACGGUGUUUGCUGGUUCAUUCAAUAAUAUACCUCAAAAUAUCGACACAGCACACCUGAAUCCUAGUUCUACAUACAAGAGUACAUAUGUAAAAAGCGGUGGCAUAGGUGGGGUUUUUGGUAAUUUCAUCGGCGAUACGUCUCAAAAUGUCAAGUAA
Adineta steineri is the source of this 1944-nucleotide messenger RNA. The record is from the annotation of a GenBank genome assembly. Lineage: Eukaryota; Metazoa; Rotifera; Eurotatoria; Adinetida; Adinetidae.